Messenger RNA from Ornithodoros turicata, 828 nucleotides. RefSeq lists its product as uncharacterized. Bases 1 to 828 code for a protein of 275 amino acids. Gene Ontology annotation, biological process: DNA integration. NCBI's taxonomy places the organism in Eukaryota, Metazoa, Arthropoda, Arachnida, Ixodida, Argasidae. The record is from RefSeq and is a predicted model, not a curated record. Gene Ontology annotation, molecular function: nucleic acid binding. The transcript has a single exon.
AUGCAGAGCAAGAGCGAGGGUUCCGUCUGGUGGCCCGGUAUCGGUGAACACAUCGCCAAUUUUGUGACCAGAUGCCCAACAUGCCAAGCACACAGGAGAUCCCGGGCGGAACCCCUGCUUCAGACCGAACUUCCGCCGCGACCUUGGCAUACCGUGGGCAUGGACAUCUUCUACAAAGACAAACAAAACUAUUUGGUCAUCGUAGACUACUACUCAAAGUUCUUCGAGCUGAGGUGUCUUCCAAAGACUACGACGGCUGACAUCAUAAUGGCAUUGGGUCCGGUGUUUGCCUGUCACGGCAUUCCAGCGGUGAUAAGGACUGACAACGGGCCGCAGUUUGCCUCGAAGGAGUUCGCCCGAUAUCUGCAACGGAUCGGUGUGGUCCACGUGACGUCCAGCCCGUACUACCCUCAAAGUAACGGCCAGGCAGAGCGGGCGGUUCAAACGGCAAAGUCUCUUGUAGCCAAGUCGUCAGACAUCUACGACGCUCUUCUGGCGCAGCGGACGACCCCAGGGAAGACCGGAUACUCACCGGCGGAAUUGCUAAUGGGACGACGUCUGCAAUCCACGGUGCCAGUUCCACAGAGCUUUCUGCAGCCACAGUGGCCGUACUUGGAACCGUAUCGAAGGAGCUACGCCCAGGACCAAGCGGUCCAUGCAAGGCACUACAACCGGAGGCACAGGGCCUCAUCUCGCCGGCCUUUCCGAAACCGAACGGCCGGUGAGAAUUCUCGCAGGAGCGGCAGCACAUGGGGCCAUCGUCGGUCAGGCCUCUACACUCAGGUCCUACGUCGUGGCAACUUCAACGGGGAUAACCAGGCGCACUAG